AUGAAGAAAGCUGGGCGAGUUCCGGCGCAUCCACGCGCCACGAAGCAUUGCAGCCGUGGCACUCAAGCUUGCGCUCAGUGCUUUUGGGAGAGUAAGGGCAGCAGUUUGAUGAAGGAGUUCAGUUGGCUGAAGCUUGCUAGCUGCUCUUCUGAUACGCCAUUGGUCGGAUGCAUUAUCUGCCGCGCGGCCCAUGGCCCAACUAGUGCCUAUGCGGAGUUCAAGCCGAUGGAGUUGGGGCUGCUGCGAAAGGCCAAUUUGAAGAGACAUCAGCAGUCACCUCAGCACGCCGAAGCUGGAAAGAUUUUGGCAGGACGAGCGACAACCAUCGAUCUUGAAAAGGACGCUCCAUCUUUGGUGCAGUGGAAAGCUCUUUGGGAUACCUUGAGGUCCAAAAGAUUCAUGGAGCGCGUGAAGGAGGCCGAAGGGGAAAUCUUUAGGGCCAAGGCCAGGAAGAUGCAAUACUGCUUGGCAGAAGCUUUGCGGUUUAGGCAAAGGAAUUUCCUGGACAAGGCAUCUUGCUUGACGCUCUCCAUUGAUGCUGCAGAAACAAGGUUGUUGGUUCGCUUCACAGGAGUGACGCCAGAUCUGGAGGUGAUGUCUGGCGUGCUUGGGAUGACCCGCAGCAAGGACACAGGACAUAGAGCGAUUUUGCAGCAGCUGAAAGAAGUGAUCACAAGGGCGGCUACUUCCUUGAUUGGUGCUCCUGUGGAAGCAGGGCAGUCGGCCACCAAGACAGGCCAUUCCUUUGACCAAAGUCUGUUUGACAAAAUUUGCAGAGCUGUCCGGGUGUGGAACAGUGAUGCUGCUCCUGAUGAGAUGCUAGCGGCCAAGACUUCUGAGAUUGCUGCAGAUGACGUGAGGCCAUUGUUGCCUAACUUGACCAUCAUCAAUCGUGACAGGGCUCAUGCAAGCCGAAGGGUCGCCAAAAGGCCGUGGCUAUGUUCUCAGCAGUGCAUGGAAGUCUUCAAGACAUUCACCGAUUGGAUCAGUGCCAUACAAUAUAGCUCCCUCCUGCAAGGUUGGUUCGAAGAGUUCCAGCAGCAAGAGGGACAAUUGACAUUGCAGAGGAACAUGCAGUAUGCUGCUCAUCGCUUCGACAGUGUUGCGAAGCCUUUUGCAAUUUGUCUGUGCACUUUCCCAUCAGUGGUUUUGACAGCUGUGAAAGCUGUGAACGAGCGAAAGCAUGCUGCAGCGAAGAGUUUCUUGACUUUCAUCAGUGGCCGCCAUGGAUUGGGUAAUCUUCUCCUUGCAGGGAUGCUUGCCGAUGCUUCGGAUGAGUGCCUUUUGUUGGCGAGAGCUUUUGAUCACGAACGUUGUGAUAUAUCUUUGCUGCAUUCAGAGGUAGGAGCGUUUUUGAAUCGCAUAGACGCACUCUUUGUCAAAGGUCAGUGCAUGGGCUGUGGAUUUACAAAUCUGAUGUUGCAACAAGCGAAGAGGCAAUAUGCUUGGUUCUCCAACAGCGAUCCACAAACAAUUGGCAGUGGCUCUGGAGUGCCUGCCGACCUGAUGCAGCAGUGCAGGCAGCAGAUGGCAGCAUGGUCAGGAAUUUGUGUGAAGGUCCUGCAGACUGAGUUUCCGUCAUUUGACCUAAUGGGAAGCUUUCGGAUCUUUGCACUGGGAGGCCAAAGGCGUCAAGAUACCGCCGAGGGAUUUCAGGAUGAUCUGGAUCGACUUUGCAAGGCAUUGCAUCUGAAUGCAGCUGCCUGUGCAUGCGAGUUCCGAAACCUAGUUGGGAUUGCUACUGAACAGCACGGGCACGGGAAGUCCAACUUUGAUUCUUGGAAGGCUGCAGUGGUCCUGACCAAGCGGUCGCGGGACCGAUACCCGAUUAGUCAUCUUGGCCCUCUGUUGCAGGCGUUUGGUGCCUGGACUUGCUCCUCGAGUGGCGUGGAGCAAAAUUUCAGUGUUGACAAGUGGUUGGUGGCCAAGCGCCCACUUGCAGUUCAACAUGAACUGGACCACCUCCAGAUUGUGAUUUCUGGCUGUGAUGACAAGAAGCUGCUGAAGGAGAGUGCUGCUGUGUGGACAGCUCUUUAUGGCAGACCACGAUGCUCUAAACGAAGGCUACGAGGAUACAGCAAAAAAAAGCAAUCGUUGAAGGUUCCUUCAUUGUCUCGAGUGCUGCAGGCCAGAAGGAAGGCAGCUGGAAAAAGAGCAGCUUCUGGCCAUCGACCAGUGGAAGAAGUCGCCAACAUGGCGAUUGAGGUCGCUGGUGAGUGCUGGACGGAGAAGCACAAAGCUGAGUCCCAGCGGCAAAAGGGAUUGAAGCUCGACAGGCAGAUCGAUGCUUUCGAGAAGAACCAACUUCUGGAGCACGAAUGCGAAGGGCUUGAAGCUCAGAGCCAGUUGCGCCAGCAAAGAGUUGCAGUUCGAAAGCGGCAGCGCGAAAAUGAACAAGCGCGCUUGGCUGAGAAGAUGAGCCGACCGAACUUCAACUUGUUUGGGCACACAUGCUGGAUUCAACCAACUUGCGGCUUCAAUCCUGAGAAGAUCAACGAGAUUCUGUUAGAGCAUCACAUGCGCAGGCAUCAGCAUGAGCAGAGUGUGGAUCUUUUUGUGGUUCCUGACAUUGCAAGCCCGCCCCCAGAGAUUCAGGUGCUGGCAGCUAUGCGGGGGAGCAUCGUUGGCUCACCUCAGUUCUUUUCAUCUGGUGGUCAGGUGGGUUGCUGUAUAGGCUAUGAGCCUGCAAUCAGACAGACCAGGAAGAUCUACAUCUCAGACCAUUUCUCCCAAAGUCAUCAGAGCAGCGCGGCUGCAUUGAAGUGGAUGUUGAGAGGCAGCGAUUGGGAAAUUUUGCCGUCUCUCGCAGUGUGGUUGAGGGUUCAAGUGCGAAACCCAAAGAAUUCGAGCAGAGCCUGGGCAUUGCUGAGCGAAGGUGAGAAACAGCAGCAUCAGGCCCUCAAAGAUCAUCAGUAUGCCAUGACCCUGAAAAGUUUCUUGAGCACGGUUUCAACCGUGGAUCGUUCCAGAACUGCUCUGGGCAUUGGGCUCUCCACUUGA
Cladocopium goreaui is the source of this 3000-nucleotide messenger RNA. Lineage: Eukaryota; Dinophyceae; Suessiales; Symbiodiniaceae. The record is from the annotation of a GenBank genome assembly.